Colletotrichum higginsianum IMI 349063 is the source of this 1518-nucleotide messenger RNA. Its product is annotated as 4-aminobutyrate aminotransferase. Gene Ontology annotation, cellular component: mitochondrion. Bases 1 to 1518 code for a protein of 505 amino acids. Gene Ontology annotation, molecular function: pyridoxal phosphate binding. The record is from RefSeq and is a predicted model, not a curated record. Lineage: Eukaryota; Fungi; Ascomycota; Sordariomycetes; Glomerellales; Glomerellaceae. Gene Ontology annotation, biological process: GABA catabolic process. The transcript has 2 exons.
AUGGUCUUCACCAGAGCCUCCGCUACCUUGGCCCGCCCGGUCAUCCGGGCGGCUAGGUCUUCGGCCGCGGCCUUGCCGCGCCGGACGCUCUGCGCCUCCGCCCCGCGCAUGGCCGCUUCCGCGAGCCUCUUCCCCGGCGAGCCCUCCGGCCCGUCUCUCAAGACCGAGAUCCCGGGCCCGGCGUCCAAGAAGCACACCGAGGACCUGCACAAGGUCUUUGACACGCGGAGCUUGAACAUGCUCACCGACUACAAGAAGAGCAAGGGCAACUACAUUGUGGACGCCGACGGGAACGUGCUGCUUGACGUUUACGCCCAGAUCGCCUCCAUUCCCCUAGGCUACAACAACCCAGCCCUCGCCAAGGUGGCCCAGACGCCUGAGAUGGUCAACGCCAUCAUCAACCGCCCCGCGCUCGGCAACUUCCCACCCGAGGACUGGGCCGAGGUCCUCCGCUCCGGAAUUCUCAAGGUGGCCCCCAAGGGGCUUGACCAGGUCUUCACAGCCAUGGCCGGCUCCGACGCCAACGAGACGGCCUACAAGGCCGCCUUCAUGUGGCGCCGUCAACAAGAGCGCGGCGGCUACGACGUCGACUUCACGCCUGAGGAGACUUCGUCCGCCAUGGACAACAAGUCCCCCGGCGCCUCCGACCUCUCCAUCCUCUCCUUCCGCACCGGCUUCCACGGCCGCCUGUUCGGCUCCCUGUCGACCACCCGCUCCAAGCCCAUUCACAAGCUCGAUAUCCCCGCUUUUGACUGGCCCCAGGCCACCUUUCCGCUCCUCAAGUACCCCCUCGAGGAGCACGCCGAAGAGAACGCCGCCGCCGAGCAGGCCGCGCUCAACGAGGUCGAGCACCUCAUCAAGAACUACCACGUUCCGCCCGCCGCCGUCAUCGUCGAGCCUAUCCAGUCCGAGGGCGGCGACAACCACGCCUCGCCCGCCUUCUUCCGCGGCCUGCGCGAGGUCACCAAGCGUCACAACGUCCUCCUCAUCGUCGACGAGGUCCAGACCGGCGUCGGCGCCACCGGCAAGUUCUGGGCCCACGAGCACUGGGACCUCCCUACACCGCCCGACAUGGUCACCUUCUCCAAGAAGGCACAGACCGCCGGCUACUACUUCGGCAACCCGGAGCUGCGGCCCAACAAGCCCUACCGCCAGUUCAACACCUGGAUGGGCGACCCGGCCCGCGCCAUCCUCUUCCGUGCCAUCGUCGAUGAGGUCGAGCGCCUCGGCCUCGUCGAGAACACGGCCCGCGUCGGCGACUACCUCUUCGCCAAGCUCGAGGGCCUGGCCGCCCGCUACCCGGGCCAGUUCGCCAACUUGCGCGGCAAGGGCCAGGGCACCUUCAUCGCCUUCGACAACCCGCGCCGCGACGAGUUCCUGAAGAAGGCCAAGGGCCUCGGCAUCAACAUUGGCGGCUCCGGCGAGAGCGCCGUCCGCCUGCGGCCCAUGCUCAUCUUCCAGGAGCACCACGCCGAUAUCCUGGUCGAGGCCCUCGAGAAGAUUGUCAAGUCUUGGUAA